Molecule: messenger RNA, 1265 nt
Organism: Penicilliopsis zonata CBS 506.65
Lineage: Eukaryota; Fungi; Ascomycota; Eurotiomycetes; Eurotiales; Aspergillaceae
Exons: 1
Coding region: 43-1230 (395 amino acids)
Biological process (GO): protein stabilization
Cellular component (GO): cytoplasm
Molecular function (GO): adenyl-nucleotide exchange factor activity; protein-folding chaperone binding
Source: RefSeq, a predicted model, not a curated record
ACCCACGCGACUCCCCUCCUUUCUCCCGCCUUAGAUCGUCCCAUGAGCCUUUUGCCAUCGCGCUGGGCUCAGUCCUCCUUGGGCGAGAAGUGCGCUUUGUAUCUAGAGUCCGUUGCAGGCUACAUCCCGGUCUCUCUGUCCCGCCUGCUAUUAUCGGACGGCCACGCUGUCGGUAGGAGUGGCAGACCGAUCCACGACUACGGGUUCAUCACCGCCGCUCUCCUCCUUCCGAUCCUCCUCCUCCUCGCCAUCGUUUUCACCAUGAGCUGGCGGGCUCCGUUUAAUUUCUUGCGUCGACCGUCGUUCCCUGUCCAUUCGAACCAGCACCAUCACGCCCCGCCGCAAGUACAUGAUAGCGACUUCAGCUACAUCACCCCGGACGAGACAGCGAGGAGACCUGCAGCAGCGGGUGGAGGUCCCGGCAGCGAUGCCGAGCCCGAUAUCCUCCUGCUGAAACAUCUUGGAGUGACGUACCCGCUACACUUCCCCGCGUACGCAAUCGAUGACGGGGAAUUGACGGUGGGGGAACUGCGCCAGCUCGCGGCGCAGACCAUGAAGGCCGCGACCGCGGGCCAGAUCAAGCUGCUGUACAAGGGGAAACUGCUCAAGGAUGACGCUCGGCCGUGCAAGGCGGAGGGGUUGAAGCAGCAGUCGGAGGUGCUGUGCGUGGUGUCCGGCGUGCAGGCGCCUAGCGACGAGGACAGCGAGGGAAGCGAGGCUCGCUCUCGCAUGGUGGAGGAGGAACCGAAGACGAGCAAGGAUAAGAAGAAUAAGAAGAAGAACAAGGGCAAGGGCAAGAGCAAGGGCAAAGGCAAAACCCACCCCGAGGAGUCGGCGGCUGCCGCUGGCGGCCUGGACCCGAACAGCCUGGCGCCGCCAAUGGACCAGCGGCCCUCGUCGUCCGGCCGGUCGGGGGCGCCCUCGCCGGCGCCGAGCCUGAACAGUUUGGGCGGCCCGAGAGAGCAAGUUGCAGGGCUGGCGGCGUACUUCCGGGGCGUGCUGCUCCCGCCGUGUGAGAAGUACAUCCAGUCGCCGCCGACGGAGGCCAAGGCGCGCGACUUUGAGCACAAGAAGCUGAGCGAGACCAUCAUGAUGCAGGUCAUGCUCAAGGCGGACGAGAUCGAUCCCAACGGCGACGACCAAGUGCGCAGCGCCCGUCGCGCGCUGAUCAAGGAGGUGCAGUCUAUCUUGUCGCAGCUGGACAGCGCGAGCAUGCGCCCUUCCAUCUAGUGUACAUUUGUACAAAGCAUAUCAUUCUAGCUAUG